Molecule: messenger RNA, 642 nt
Organism: Erythranthe guttata (spotted monkey flower)
Lineage: Eukaryota; Viridiplantae; Streptophyta; Magnoliopsida; Lamiales; Phrymaceae
Source: RefSeq, a predicted model, not a curated record
UUACCAAAUCAAAACCAGUAAUGAUACGCCAUGCAUGCAUGCUUAUAGUUUCUUGUUCGUUCUCUCUCUAGAUUACUAUAUAGAGAAACUUUCUAAUUACACAUGCAUUUGUUUUGUGAAGGUGACAAGAAGCUCCAUUAUCAUGGAUGCUUUUCUUUACAUCUAUAGAUUGAAACUCCAAGUUGAAGCAAUCAAGAGAGAGUACCAAAGCCUCAUUAACCAUAUCCAAGAAGUGAAAGUGGAGAAGAUUGGGACGACGGGAUAUCUGGCGGUGACGGUGACGUGCAAGAAAUUAGGCGAUGAAGAAAUGGUGGGGCCGAUAAUGGAGGUCUUUGAGAAAAUGAAUGUGAAUGUUGUGCAAGUUAGGGUUUCCUCGCAACACUUUUUUGGGAUGGAAGCCAUUGUUGAAGACAAUAUUGAUGCUGCAAUCUUGAACCAAGCUAUUCUCCGCGUUGUGCAAACUCAAACUCAGAAGAUAGGGCUCGACUAGGUAGUGUAUAACCUUAAAACGACGUCGUCGUGUUUUCGUGGAAGGUUGUAAAAUUAGGUCACUUUCAUUUUGAAGUUGAAAAACUUGAGAGAGUGACUCUAAGCAAAAACAAUGAAUGAAAAAGACAAGGCAAAAGCAUGUUUGUGGUCAAC